CCUUUCCCGAGGAGUUGGGUGACGCCGCAGAAAGGCUGUGGUGGGCCCUUUUCCGUCAGUCCCCGCGCCUGCGCAGUGUAUUCCUCCGCUAGGCCUGACCGCGGCCUGGGCCUUCCCGCCAUUUUGUCUGAGGGGAGCCUCGGCCUCGCGUCUGUGAGGGGAACAGCGGCGCGGCCUCCCCCCUGAUUGCGUUGGAUGGCGGCCGAGGCGAGCCCAGUCUCGGCCGGGCCUGGCGGCGACGAGGCGGCAGCAGCAGCGGCGGCUCCCCUCAGCGGCGCGUCAGCGACGCGUCGCCUAAGCGAGCUGCGGGUGAUCGACCUGCGGGCCGAGCUGAAGCGCCGGAACCUGGAUAGCGGCGGCAACAAGAGUGUCCUGCUCGAUCGCCUCCGCAAAGCCCUUGAGGAAGAAGGUGGAAAUCCUGAUGAAAUUCCAGUGGCUCCAGAGAUCACUAACAAGAGAACCCCCAAAAGAACUGUGAAAGGGCGCAAGCCUGAAGAAGAAGGGGGUGAAGAUAUUGGGUUGGAGGAGAACUCGAGAGACGGACAGGAGGAUAUUGAAGCAAGUUCGGAUAACUUGCAGGAUAUUGACAUGAUGGACAUAAGUGUGUUAGACGAAGCCGAAAUAGAUAACACCAGUGCCAUUGAUUGUGGAGACGACUACAGCACCGAGAAUGUUCUUGACUCAGACAAUAAAGACACUAUUGAUGAUGCAGAAAUGAAAGAACUUCCAGAUCAGCUGAUGGAAAACGAGGAGAACGGUGAGGAACUUGAUAACCUGCCAGAUGCUGCUUCACCUGGUUUAGCUGCAGUGAAGGACUUGGAAGAACAACAUUCAGAGCCAGAAAAUGAGAAAGUGCUCGACAUUUUGGGUGACACUUGUAAAUCUGAGCCCCUUAAAGAAGACACUUCUGAAGCGGAGCAGGUACAGGAAGCGAAUGACCCAUUGCCGGGCAAAAAGGCAGACGAAGAAGAGGAAGACGUGCUUGCCACCGCUCAGUCGGAAGAAGACCUUUUAGAUACGAACAGCCAGUCAGGCCAGGCUGUGGCCAGGAAGCAGGAAGAGGAGGAGGAGGAAGAGGAAGAGAAGCACUUAGUGGUAGCGAAAGGGGAGACGAGCGAGGAGACAGUAGAGGAAGCCAAACCGGACUGUGACUCUUUAGCGGUAGAGAGCAGGAGUGGUGGAGGUGGUGAGAGUAGCAGAGCGGCCCAAACUCUGGAGGCCGGUAGUGAGGCAACUGCGGAGACGGACGCAGGUCCCCAGGUUGUUAGCCAAGAUGCCGCGAAGACAGAAGAGAAGGCUAAUGUUGAGGAAGACUCCUCUGCCACUAGAGAGGCCUCUGCCAAAGAGGGUGGUGAUCAGAACAUGAGCUCUGGGGAGAACAAAGAUGCAAAGCUGGCUUCAAAAGAUGAGAAAGCUCGCAGCACUACCAGUUCCGGUCGAAACUUCUGGGUGAGCGGCCUGGCUUCCACCACCCGAGCGACUGACUUGAAGAAUCUGUUUAGCAAAUAUGGAAAAGUGGUUGGCGCUAAAGUGGUGACCAACGCUCGCAGUCCGGGUGCUCGGUGUUAUGGCUUUGUGACCAUGUCCACAGCUGAAGAAGCCACGAAAUGCAUUAUCAAUUGCCACAAAACAGAGUUGCAUGGGAAAAUUAUAUCUGUUGAAAGAGCAAAAAAUGAACCUGCUGCUAAGAAGCCUUUGGACAAGAAGGAAGGCGAAGUGAAGAAUGAAGCUUCAGCUAGUGACAGGUCAGCCAGUGUAAAAAAGAAUGAGAAGGUGGACCAGAAAGAGGAUGCUAAGAAAGCAGAAGAAAAAGAUGAAAAGGGGAAAGAGGAGCCAAGAUCUGGAUCGGCAGAUCCAUCCAAAGCUCCCAAAUCAGGAGGCAAAGCAACAGAACGGACGGUGAUAAUGGAUAAAUCUAAGGGUGAACCUGUCAUUAGUGUGAAAACUACUACUGCAUCAAAAGAAAGGAUCGUCAAGAGCCAGGAUCGCAAAUCGGAGAGCAGGGAAAAGAGUAAGGAGAGGCAAGGGAUCGUGCCCUUUGACAAAAUCAAAGAGCAGAGGCGGCUGAGAGAAGCUGAACAGCACCGUAGCAACCGUGAACGUCGGGAGAGGCAGCAGCGCCUGCAAGCCAUCUGGGAGCAAGAGGAGAGGGAGCAGCUGGAGAUUGCCCGGGAGAGGCUGGAGAUCGAGCGGGCGCGCCUGGAGCGGGAGCGGAUGGAGCGGGAGCGGCUGGAGCGGGAGCGCAUGCACAUAGAGCACGAGAGGCGGCGUGAGCAGGAGCGCAUCCAGCGGGAGCGGGAAGAGCUCCGGCGCCAGCACGAGCAGCUGCGCUACGAGCAAGAGCGGCGUGUGGUGCUGCGGAGGCCGUACGAUGUGGAGGGGAGGAGGGAUGACUCCUACUGGCCAGAGUCGAAGCGGAUGGCACUGGAGGACCGUCACCGCUCAGAUUUGAACCGCCAGGAUCGGUUCCGCGACUUUGAUCACCGGGAUCGUGGUCGGUAUCAAGACCAUUCCUUAGACAGGAGAGAAGGGUCACGUGGGAUGAUGGGAGACCGGGAUGGACAGCACUACACAGAUGAACGCCAUGGAGGACCAGAUCGCCACUCGCGGGACGGUUGGAGCAGCUACGGGUCUGACAGGCGCAUGAGCGAGGGGCGGGGGAUACCCCCACAAUCUCGAGAUGGACGUGACUGGGGGGAUCACGGUAGGAAAUUCGAAGGCCAUCAAGAUCGCUCCUGGCAGAGCAACGCAGACGGAGCACUGGGGCGGGAUCACGACCGAUGGCAAGGUGGGGGAAGAGGGAGACGUGGCCAUGUAAUGCGAGGCAGAAUGUCUGGGCGGGGAGGAUUCAUGCAAAGCGGCACCCAAGGCCAGGCAUCGCAUGGGGGAGACAGCCAAGAGGAGGGCUUCUCGGGACAAGACCGUGGGAACCGGCCCAACUACCCCCGCUUCAGCCGCCGCUACUGAAUGUUUUAUCAGUUUUUUUAACUGUGUGAAGGCAAGAGAGACGGAAACAAACAUUAUUACUCAGUGUACCACUGACUGUGACUCUUAAGUUAACCUUCAUCGUUUUAAUUCAUAGAUCCGACAUGUGAAACUGUUCAGUUUUUUGUAAUGUGUUUUCAGUGUGUGCCACCCCCACACUCACCGCUCCCCCUUUAAAAGAAAAUCAAUUUCUUUUAUGAGGCAUUCCAUUUUCUAUAAAUAAUAAUAAAAGCUCCAGUUUACUAUUAACCUA
This is a messenger RNA of Hemicordylus capensis (graceful crag lizard), 3238 nucleotides long. Its product is annotated as scaffold attachment factor B1-like. Lineage: Eukaryota; Metazoa; Chordata; Lepidosauria; Squamata; Cordylidae. Gene Ontology annotation, cellular component: nucleus. The transcript has 21 exons. The coding region runs from base 196 to 2967 and encodes 923 amino acids. Gene Ontology annotation, molecular function: RNA binding; sequence-specific DNA binding. Gene Ontology annotation, biological process: regulation of transcription by RNA polymerase II; regulation of mRNA processing. The record is from RefSeq and is a predicted model, not a curated record.